This is a messenger RNA of Astyanax mexicanus (Mexican tetra), 3681 nucleotides long. RefSeq names its product kelch-like family member 40b (gene klhl40b). Gene Ontology annotation, molecular function: protein binding. The transcript has 6 exons. Bases 189 to 2048 code for a protein of 619 amino acids. Lineage: Eukaryota; Metazoa; Chordata; Actinopteri; Characiformes; Acestrorhamphidae. The record is from RefSeq and is a predicted model, not a curated record.
GUCCAGUUGCAGUUCAACUGAAGUGCUGGGACAGCUGAGGAAGUCUGCUAAUCCGCUGGGUAGGACUGGAUACACCCAACCUUUGACUGGACACUGACAGAGGGAUAGUUAGAGAGUUAGAGUAAGGGCAAGCCCAAAGGACUAGUCACUAGCUCAGCUGAGACAGUCUAAUACACUGAGGAGCAAAUAUGGCGAUGCCUAUAGACCCCAUGGAAGAGCCGAGGAUUUACCAGCAAACACUACUGCAGGACGGCCUCUACGACCUGCUGGAAAAUGACACCAUGGUGGAUUGUGUGCUGAAGAUUAAGGAUAAGGAGUUCCCCUGCCACAGGCUAGUGCUGGCCGCCUGUAGCUCCUACUUCAGGGCGUUCUUCCAGUCUGGUGUGGAGGAAAGCAAGCAGAGAGAGAUCGUUCUGGAGGAUGUGGAGCCUGGGGUCAUGGGCAUGAUCCUCAAGUACCUCUACACCUCCAGCAUCAACGUUACAGAGCACAACGUGCAAGAUAUCUUCGCUCUGGCCAACAUGCUCCAGAUCCCCUCUAUUUUCACUGUCUGCGUAUCCUUCUUGCAGAAGCGUCUGAGCCUAAGCAACUGCCUGGCCAUCUUCCGUCUGGGCCUGAUGUUAGACUGCCCGAGGCUGGCUGUAUCUGCCAGGAACUUUGCUUGUGAACGGUUUCAGUUGAUCUCGAAAGAUGAGGAAUUCCUGCAGCUGAACCCCAGUGAGUUGGCAGCCAUCCUGGCAUCGGACACGCUCAACGUCGAGACAGAGCAGUCUGUAUUCGAGGCCUUGAUCAAGUGGGUUGCCCACGACAGGGAGAAGAGGCUUGAUGAGCUUCCGGGUCUGGUGGACUGCGUUCGCUUCCGACUGAUUCCCCAGGACUACUUCUCUGAGAAAGUGGAACAGCACGAAUGGCUCCAGUCUAACCCUGAGAUUGCAGAGAAGCUCCAACUGGUCAAAGACGCCCAUGCCGGGAAGCUUCCAGAACUCAAGAAGACCAAAAGCAAGAAAAGCGAGAAGAAGGGAGAUGAUGAGGGAAAGAAAGAUGGAGCAGAAGAGGAGGAAGAAGAGCAGGAACUGCUUCCCGGAAUCCUGAAUGAUAACAUGAGGUUUGGAAUGUUUCUUAGAGAACUGGUAUUCAUGAUAAACGACACAGGCUCUGUGGCUUAUGACCCUACCGGAAACGACUGCUAUGUGGCAUCGCUGUCCACCCAGAUACCAAAGAAUCACUGCAGCCUGGUUACCAAAGAGAACCAGAUCUUUGUGGCAGGAGGACUUUUCUUCAAUGAGCAAAGUAAAGAUGAAGAGCUCUACUCAUACUUUUUACAGUUUGACCCUGCGAGUUCAGACUGGCUGGGCAUGCCCCCUAUGCCCUCCCCGCGCUUCCUGUUUAGCAUGGGUGAAGCAGAGAACUGCAUAUUUGUUAUUGGUGGGAAAGAGAUGAAAGAAGGGGAGUGUACACUGGAUUCAGUGCUGAUUUAUGACAGACAAGCUUUUAAAUGGGCAGACUCAGUUCCAGUCCCAUACCCAGUAUAUGGCCAUGCAACAGUGUCUCACAAUGGACUUGUCUAUGUUAUAGGAGGCAAAGGAGACAGCAAACAGUGUUUAAAGAGAGUGUGUGCCUUCGACAUAAAGAAAGGUGAAUGGAAGGACCUCGCUCCACUGAAGACUGCACGGUCUCUGUUUGGUGUAACUGUCCACAAGGACAAGAUCUACGCUGCUACUGGUGUUACAGAAACUGGACUGACUGGAAGUGUGGAGGUUUAUGACAUUGCAACAAACAAGUGGUCUGACUUUGUGGAGUUUCCUCAGGAGAGAAGCUCCCUCAGUCUGAUCUCAGUGGGUAACGUUCUUUAUGCUGUGGGAGGAUUUGCAAUGAUUCCAGGUGAAGCUGAGGAGGAGCUCACACCAAGAGAAAUGACUGAUAUAUGGAGGUAUGAUGAAGCGGAGCGGAAAUGGACGGGCAUUCUGAGAGACAUUCGCUACGCGUCUGGUGCCACAGUGUUGGCCGCCCGCCUGAACACACUGAGACUCACUAAAAUGCCAGAAUAGACUGAAACACUGAAGCAACAUUCUGAAACCAGCUGCCUUUUUUUACUUUUUCUCCCCAGUUUAGUAAUUUAUAAUUCCCAAAAAUUAGCUAGGACUCCCCAUUACAUGAGGUCAGUGCUGGAAGGCUGAAGACUAGAAUGAAACUUCAACUAAAUAGUUUGGAACUACCGCUUACCGAAUUUCAUCAGACUCAACACGCUUGGAGGAGAACACUAGCUGUCAGUUCUCUUACAUCAGAUAACAGAUGCCCCCACCAGCUGGUACAGCACAGGUAAAUAGAGUGAUGGGGAGAGAUAAGAGUUUGAUUAUGCUCUUUGAGACUCCUGGCCACAGAUGGCGCUGGCAUCACAUGGGAUGGAGAAUACAAUUUUCUAAUCAUCAGGAGCCUGUUCAGAAGAUUUUUUUUUCUCUAUGCCAAGAGAACCUUUUCCAAAUAUUUUGCAUUUUUCUACUGAUGUAGGCAGUUUCUAAACUAUAGUGGCUAGGCCAAUAUAUUUUUAAAACAUACUGUCCCAUACGACAUAACAAUAUUAUCAAUUAAAACCAUAUAAAUCCACAGAUAUAUUGAUGAUAAAUGAUCAUAAUCAUGCAAUUACACUUUUACAACUUUUAAUUAAUAACAGUUUGGGGCAUGUAUGUUUGUGAUUUUUGCCUGCCUGAAGUUUGCAGUAUUUUCUUUUCAAAUGCUGUUUAUUUUAUCCAGCGUAACUUGCUACAGUAUUGCUGAUUUUUAUCAUUUUUAUUUAAAUAAACAUACAAACACAAUGGGCAAUAUUGAAGAAAUUUAAAAUUGCCAAAAUUUAAAUUGAGGUUAUUUCCACAUAUAAGAAACAGAUGGUGAGAGUGAUAAGCCCACAGUAGAUCACAAAACUAUCGCUUUUACACUCAUUCCAUAGAGUAGACUUAUGUACACUCAAACAUCUGUAGCGAUUUCAUGCAAAAACGUAAUCAUGUAUUGAAUGUAUGUAUUAAAUGGUUUUGUGAAAUUAUAGUAUGAUAGCCAUUCUACAAUGUGGUAUUAACACUUUAUUGCUCAGUGUUUUCAGUUGUGUACUAACUAAUGUUUGUAAAAGGGAUUAGCUGCAGACAUGCACAUACAAGACAAGAGAAAACAAGCACAGCGAGGUUUGAUAUAAUGUUUAAUUUAGUUUACUAUUGAAAUUAAUGUUUUAUUUUGUUCUGUUACAAACAGUAAACACUAACUGAUACCAUAAAUGACAUAAAAUACAGUCUAAUGUUAUUAGCACCUCUAGACACUAACGUCCUCGUAUUGUUUUAAUUACUAGGUUAACAAAACCGACAUGACUACUGCAUAUGUGUGUUCUUCUUCGUACACAAGGGUUUGACUAAGACACUGGGGUUACAUAGCAAAAGUGAAGGAAAUAAUACAGGAACAGUCACUUCAGUAGGGAUUAAUACACAUGAAGGAAGAUUAAUAUUAUUACAUAUUAAAUGUUUGUUUAAAAAAAAAAAAGUAAUUCCAUCUUUGAUUUGGUUGCAACACGUUCCAUGGUACUUGCAUGGACUAUGGGUUCUCCUUGACCUUACAUCUCUUCUAUGUGCAAAUUCAUUUAGGCUUUUGUUUCAUUCUUUUCAAUCCCACAGGAAACAAAAUAAACAAGCUCAAACACUG